Molecule: messenger RNA, 1347 nt
Organism: Cryptomeria japonica (Japanese cedar)
Lineage: Eukaryota; Viridiplantae; Streptophyta; Pinopsida; Cupressales; Cupressaceae
Source: RefSeq, a predicted model, not a curated record
CAGGAAAAUUAUACAGUGGGAAUUUCUCAUAGAUCGGAUAUGCAGGGUGUUCUUCCAUAUUUAGCUGCUGAUGUUCAACCUGUAGCCUUUCAAUUACCCUCCAAAGAAGAGGAAGAAAUAGGCAGUGGACUAGAUGGUGAUGAAAAAUAUUUGAUUAAGGACAAGAUUUCUACCAUGCUUCAGCGUGUUCUGCCGGGAAAAGAAUCUCCAAGAGACAACAUUAGCAUCUGUGCUGGUAAAACAAUUUUGGAUGCUCACGAGUUUCAUCCAUUCAAGUCUAGGAAGCAAUCUGCUGAAGAAGGACCAAGCUUCCAGAGGCUGCAUAUCUUAUCUAAUGAUAGAGAGGCUGAAUUAUAUUGUAAUAGGCAUGUGAGAUUGAAAAUAUCUGCUGCAGAUAGAGAGACAUCUACUUCUGCAAAGAGUGCACGUUGCACUCGUGAAGAGUUUGGACUGACUGAUGUAGGCAUUGCCAAUAACCUGAUUCCAAUCAGUGUAGCAAACACAGUUAAGGAUUCCAGACCACAAAUGUGGCUGCAGCGAUGGAUACACUCCUCUGAGAGGACAGGUAUAGUAAAUGAACAAGUACCAAGAGAGAACUGGAACUGCAAUACUGUAAAACACCAUGGGUCACUUUUCAGAAAUUGUACUCAAGAAUGGUCAGGGGACAAUAGAAAAGCAAGCCCUUUUCAGCAGACAAACAGAAGAAAAGAGAAUGGUAGCUGUUUUUCAGACUCUAGGUCACAAGCCUUCAGAGAGGGACAUUUCAAAUCUGACUUAAAGGGUACAGAGUUCAGGAAGAAAAUUUUGACUUCCAGUGCUUCUGCAAUGGCAGUUCUGGGGACAAGAACUAAAGAGAUGUAUGCAGCCCUUCCAAAUAGAAAAGAUAAAUUUCCAGUUUGGGCUUCAACUCAGCGUGCAGAUGCAGAUGCAAAGCAUGCUUGUUUUGUACCUGAAUAAAUCAAAUCCAAUAAACUUAUCAAACAGACAGCACACACUUUCAGUUCUGCCGUGAUCAUGUUCAAACAUUGCCAAUUGAUAAGCAUAAGUGAUAACUAUGCCAUGUGGUUCAACUUUAAUUAGCUUGGCACGGAUUUUACUAUCACAUUUUACUACAUUUAUGCAUCGAGGAUGAUGAGAGGGAUCACUGUAUAAUUUGCUUUUCUAAAAUAGUAGUACUUUAUAGAAGUACAUAGCCUCGGUACAAAUUCAUUCUAAUUUGUUUACAGGGUUAUUUUGUUGAAUACAUCUUCAGCAUAAAAUUAUGAGAACAAAUAAUGGCUGGAUUAAAAAAUUAACGUAUGAAAUAAACAAAGAUUUAAGCUGGUCAGCUGACAUGUGCAAGAAUGA